Molecule: messenger RNA, 1798 nt
Organism: Danio rerio (zebrafish)
Lineage: Eukaryota; Metazoa; Chordata; Actinopteri; Cypriniformes; Danionidae
Source: RefSeq, a predicted model, not a curated record
AGUUUUGCGCUUGUUGUUGGUGCGUCAUCAGUCUGCGUGUAACCGAAGAAUAGAGCAAAUAUCUCGCACUGUUCGCUUGAUUAUCAGUAAACCGAGGCUUUUAUUAAAGCAUCAGCAUGUGUGAGGGCCCGUCAGCCAUCUCUGGCCCCAUUCCUCCAGAUCCCACACUGUUUCCUGAAUAUUACAGACGCCCAUCUUCUGCUCGUGGUCGGCUGGAGGGAAACGCUCCGAACGGCUCGUCUCCUCUUCUGAAGGGUCCGUUAGCACCAGAUCCCGCUCUUCAUCCUGGAUGUUACAGUGCCCGAUCCAGCCCUCGACCCCGCAUCGGUGCUAACGCUGCCCAUAUCCUGGAGAGAGGACAGAGGGGGGUUGUGGGAAACCUGCUGAGACUGGACGGAGUGGCACUGAGCCCCAGUCCAGCCAAACCCAAACCUGCCAUACGAGACUUUGGUAAAGAAAACGUCCGCAAGCUUCGAGAGGUCCAGAGGCGUUUUCGAGAGCUGGAGGCGCAGCGAGAACACGCCAAACCUGUGCCAGUCAAAGCACUCUGGAUCUCCCCGAAAUACCAAGACGUGCCCUCCAGAGUCAUGGCCCAGUUACAGGAAACAAGCCCCUUAAAGAAGCCUGAAUAUCAGAACUUCCUGAAGGCUCAUUCAGUGUGUGGAGCCGGGGGUCGACCGGUGCUGCGGCGCUCAGACAGUGGACCGACCGCUGCUGGAGACUCAGACUCUGAGAUGCAUGUGAGAGGACACACAGUGGACUUUGUGAGUCAUAACGCUCGAGCUGCGGCGAAGACCAGCAUGAGGAGAUCUCAGUCCUUACAGAACCUGCAGGACAAAACACCAGCCUGCGCCGUCAAGGGCAAAGUGCCGCCAUAUCUGGAGCAGAGGAAGGCACAGUGGAGGAAGGAGGAGGAGGAGAAGAAGAGAAACACUCCUGACCCGUCUGUUCCUGCAGGACACACACAGAUGUCUGAGAGAGAGAGACAGGAGACGCUGCACUCCCUCAAAGAGACUCACAGGUCUCUGGUCAGUGAACUGCUGUCUCUCCCAGUGAAAGCGGACACUCUGAGCAUUCGUUCUAGACGGGCUGAUCUGGACCAGCGUCUCUCUGAGGUGGAGGAGGCCAUCAAGAUCUUCUCACGGGACAAAGUCUAUGUGAAAGUGGACUCUUAAACUGCUCUGAGAUCAGACCGUUUCUACUGCGCUUAUAUGAGUUUCAUGAGUUCCCUGCAUUUCAGUGCUGGAUGCUUUAGUUGAUUUAUUUCUUACUAAUGAUAUUCUGUAUUUAUGCGUGCUUUGGUAAAUCAUCAUUGUUAAAAGUUCCAGUUAGGAUGUGAAAAGUAGUGCUGGCCAAAAAUGAAUCACGAUUAAUAGCACCUAAAAUAAAAGUUUGUUUUGACAUCAUUUAAGUGGGUGUACUGUUUAUAUUUAUUACGUAUAUAUAAAUACACACAUGCAUGAAUAUAUUUGAAAAAAGUUUAUGCAUAUAUAGAUAUAAAAUAAAUAUGUCUAUGAUACUAUUUAUAUAUACAUUAAUAUAUCAAUGUAGCAAAGCUGUUUUGUAUAGUUUUGUUAUUAAUAUUAUUUAUCUUGAAUGUGAUUAAUCGCAAUUAAUCUUUGACCAGCACUAUUAAAUGUCGAAAAUUAUGACAUGUGAAAACUAUGAAUAUUAAAAUUCUAAAUUAUGAGACAAAAAUUGACAUUUGGAUGUUAAUUAGAUGCUAAAUGAAAGAUUAAAAAUAAGAAUAAAAUCCUAAAUUAAAGUUAUAAUGACAUAAAUAAUUAAGAUUAUUAGA